Musa acuminata subsp. malaccensis (wild Malaysian banana) is the source of this 1464-nucleotide messenger RNA. Its product is annotated as probable acyl-[acyl-carrier-protein]--UDP-N-acetylglucosamine O-acyltransferase, mitochondrial. The record is from RefSeq and is a predicted model, not a curated record. Gene Ontology annotation, molecular function: acyl-[acyl-carrier-protein]-UDP-N-acetylglucosamine O-acyltransferase activity. Gene Ontology annotation, biological process: lipid biosynthetic process. Lineage: Eukaryota; Viridiplantae; Streptophyta; Magnoliopsida; Zingiberales; Musaceae.
CUGUGGAUCCAUAAUGGUCGAUUUAUUGUCGGGAAACAAGCCCUCGUUGGAUCUCGGUCUUCCUAUGUUGACUCCGCGAGCCAUGCUUGGCUUCAGAUCUCUCCGCGCCCUUUUCGACUCCGCCGGCCUCCGCCGGCAUCUCUCCCCCCGGCAACAGCUCUCGGCCCGCCGACUCCACCGAGAGUCGUCGAUGGAUCGGAGAACGCAGGAGUCCGGUUUCAUUCACCCGACCGCUGUCAUUCAUCCGGAUGCGGUCAUUGGACAGGGUGUGUCGAUUGGUCCUUUCUGUACCGUUGACUCCGCCGUCAAGAUUGGUAAUGCUUGCCAAUUGCAAGCAGGGAGUCAUAUCAUGGGGGAGACCGAGAUAGGGGAUUCUUGCAUCAUUCAAACUGGUGCUAUUGUUGGAGCAGAUCUAGCAGGUCGAACAAUCAUUGGAAGUCAUAAUGUUAUCGGACAUCAUGCGGUAGUUGGUGCAAAGUGCCAAGACUUGAAAUAUAAGCAAGGGGAUGAAUGUUUCCUGCAUGUUGGUGAUCAGAAUGACAUCAGAGAGUAUUGUUCCAUUCAUCGUUCAUCUAAAUCUAGUGACAGAACGGUUAUUGGUGAUAACAACUUAAUCAUGGGAGCAUGUCAUAUUGCUCAUGACUGCAAAGUUGGUAACAAGAACAUAUUUGCUAAUAACACUCUCCUUGCAGGCCAUGUUGUGGUAGAAGAUUAUGCUCAUACUGCAGGGGCUAUUACUGUUCACCAAUUUUGUCACAUUGGAUCACACUCUUUCAUUGGUGGGGGGUCUGUGGUUACACAGGAUGUACCAAAAUUCAUGUUGGUUUCCGGCGAUAGAGCAGAGCUUCGUGGUUUAAACUUAGAGGGCCUUCGGCGGCAUGGAUUCUCAAAUACCGAGAUUCGAGGUCUGAGGAGAGCUUACCAAAAGAUAUUUAUGCCCAAUGAAUCAAACUCUGGGGGCUUGGAUGACAGGCUCGCAGAAGUGGAGCAAGACAAAGAAGUAGCUCACUUUUCUGCUGUGUCUUUUAUGGUGCAAUCCAUACGUGAAUCAUUUCAGCAAAAUCGUCGUGGAAUAUGCAAGUUCAGGAAUUGGAGUGCCUCCUGAAGAAUCGUGGCAGUGAGCUGUUUUUCUUUUGGAUGACUACCACCAAGAGGGGUAUGAUGACAGGAACUAUGCAAGAAAUAAUGAUCGUAAGCACUGCAAUCUUUCUCUUCCGGCUUGACUUCGGCUUUGCCUUGCAUGAAGUGGUAUCGAUACAAAUAUUUGGGUUGCCUUCGAUUCUAGCAUCACAAGGAUUUAAAUCUCUUAGAAAAAGAGGUGAUGGAUCUCAUGCACUUCCUCGAUGUCAAAAAAGAAAGGAGAGGAAACAAUUUCAUACAGGAAAUAGUUUGAUAAACAUUCCAGCUUUGCCUCAAAUUAUGGAUAUUCUUUCUUAGGGAUUUAAACCACAUAGUUUGAGACUU